CAUCAAAACAAUGCCGUCGCGAUACUUUCCCAACAAGUUCCCUGACUUCGACGCCUCCGUCCCGGUGCAGGUGAAUGUGAAUCGCGUGUGCGGACUCGUGGACGAAUAUGUGGGGGUGAUUCUGGCCAACACCAACAACCCCAACCAUGAUCUCCGCGGAGAUUUGUACGUGGGCAAUGCCGGAAUCGCUUACAUGUUCUACCGCAUUCACAAGUCUCCGGUGCUGCGAGACAAGUUUCCCGGCGCCCUGGCCCAUGCCCAGAAGUACAUAGAGAGAGCCCGCGGAAACGCUCGCCAUUUCGCCAAGAGAUCUGACGAGAGGUGCGCAUUUCUCUGCGGCAAUGCCGGCAUCUACGCAGUCUCAGCAGUCAUUUCACAGGAACUGGGCGACCAGGGUCAAUGUCAGAAAGAUCUGGAGUGCUUCUCGGCCGGCUUUGGGGCGUGCAAGCCCAUCAACUUCAACAAGUACGGCUCCGAUGAAGUGCUAGUGGGCAGAGCGGGCUUCCUGAGCGGUGUCUACUGGCUGCAGAGGACUCUUCCGCAGUCUCCCUUCACGGCAGACCAAAUCCUCGAGAUAUGCGAGUCAAUGGUGCAGAGCGGAGUGCAGUACAGCCACCGGAAACGUUCCCUCCUGCCCUUGAUGUAUGAGUACCAUGACAGCGAGUACCUGGGCGCAGCCCACGGGGUCUGUGCCAUCUACCACAUGCUCCUGAACUCGCCAUGGUUCGCUGACGGAUCUCCCAAGCAUCUGGACCUGAUUAAGGGCUCAAUUGAUGGAUUCCUGGCUCUACAAGACGCCGAAGGAAACUUUCCCAUCACCAUGGACAGCACCAGAGAGAAACGCCUGGUUCACUGGUGUCACGGUGCGCCCGGAGCUGUCUAUCUACUGGCCAAAGCCUACCUUGUCUUUCGCGAUGAGAAAUACUUGAAUUCCCUCAAGCUGGCGGCUGAUUUGGUGUGGAAGAAGGGACUUCUUCUCAAGGGUCCUGGCAUUUGCCACGGAGUUGCUGGCAAUGCGUACGUCUUUCUGCUGCUGCACCAAAUCACCAAGAAUCCCCUGUACCUCUAUCGCGCCAGCAAAUUCAUGGAUUUCCUCUGCGAUCCGGAGUUCAGGAUAAAAGCUCGCAUUCCUGAUCGUCCCUUCAGUCUCUACGAAGGUGUGGCGGGCACUGUUUGCUUCCUGGCGGAUCUCCUAGAGCCGGAAAAGGCGGCAUUUCCCUUCAUGGAAGUUUAUUGAGCAAAAAUACUGCAUUUCUCCAAUGUCUUUUGUAACUCUUUCUCACCCACACUUGAUCCCGAUACCCAAUUGUGUGAAAAACACAUUGAAAUUCUCUUCCCAUGAAAUUCAAUAAAAUAAAAUGUUGCAAAAUGUAA
Molecule: messenger RNA, 1374 nt
Organism: Phlebotomus argentipes
Lineage: Eukaryota; Metazoa; Arthropoda; Insecta; Diptera; Psychodidae
Product: lanC-like protein 3 homolog
Exons: 2
Coding region: 11-1237 (408 amino acids)
Biological process (GO): carbohydrate metabolic process; peptide modification
Cellular component (GO): plasma membrane
Source: RefSeq, a predicted model, not a curated record